Molecule: messenger RNA, 2772 nt
Organism: Gracilinanus agilis (Agile Gracile Mouse Opossum)
Lineage: Eukaryota; Metazoa; Chordata; Mammalia; Didelphimorphia; Didelphidae
Product: centrosomal protein of 97 kDa-like
Exons: 12
Coding region: 1-2772 (923 amino acids)
Molecular function (GO): protein binding
Source: RefSeq, a predicted model, not a curated record
AUGCUAAGAGAAACUAGAUUGAUUUGCUCAAUGUUGCAUUCUUCUGAAAUGAUGGAAGAAUUGGUACUAGAGAGAGACUCUACUGAAGAGAAUAAUGACAUAAUUGAUGAAUCAAGAAGUUCUGGGUCAGUACCAGAUACAAUACCCAAAGCUUUGAAAAAGAAGCUAGAGUCCAAACAUGACCUUGAAUUGACUGACACCAAAAGCCUUGUGAUGACAUCUUCUUCAAAAAAUUAUUCAAUGAUCUUAAGGCAACUAAAUCAACCAAGACUUUCCAGUCAUUUCUGUGAGACAACCUUGCUGAGAGAGGGAGAAGGAUGCAGAGUUCCAAAUUCUGCUCUGUCUGCUAGUAGUGAGUGCUUCCAGGACCAUUUCAUCAUAAAAGGAGCUGUUUUCAGUCAGGAGGCAGUGGUGGAUCUUUCAAAUCAAGGAUUACAGAAAUUGGGUCAAAAUUUGCCUUGCAAAGCUGAUGUCCUUACUUUAAUUCUUGAUAAAAAUCAGAUUAUCAAAUUGGAAAAUCUUGAGAAAUUCAGAAGAUUAUUACAGUUAUCAGUAGCUAAUAACCGUCUAGUUCGGAUGAUGGGUGUGGCCACACUAACUCAGCUCCGGGUGCUGAAUUUGCCUCAAAACAGCAUUGGCUGUGUGGAAGGGCUACAGGAACUAGUCUGCUUGGAAUGGCUCAAUUUGGCAGGAAAUAAUCUCAAGGCCACAGACCAAAUCGGUAACUGCACAACACUGCAACACCUUGAUUUAUCAGACAAUAACAUUUCUCAAAUAGGUGAUCUUUCUAAAUUGGUAUCCCUGAAGACUUUGCUUCUACAAGGAAACAUCAUAACUUCGCUUAGAGCAGCACCUGUUUAUCUACCCCACUCAUUGACUGUGCUUUCUUUAGCAGAAAAUGAAAUCUGUGACCUAAAUGAGAUCUCUUUCUUGUCAUCCCUUUCUGAGAUGGAACAGUUAUCAAUAAUGAACAAUCCUUGUGUAAUGGCUAUGCCGUCCGUUCCAGGAUUUGAUUAUCGGCCAUAUGUUGUUAGCUGGUGCCUGAAUCUCAAAACCCUGGAUGGUUAUAUGAUUUCUCAGAAAGAAAGUUUAAAAGCUGAAUGGCUUUCUAGCCAAGGCAAAGGACAUUCUUAUCAGCCUGGCCAACAUAUUCAGUUGAUCCAGUAUCUGGCUUCCACUUGCCCUCUUACUUCUGCAGUGGGCCUUCAAAUUACAGAAGAUGCUAAACUGGAGAAGAUAUUGAACAAGCAAAGGUUCCACCAGAGGCAGUUGGUGAGCCAAAAUUCAAAGGAAGAAGUCCUUGCCUCCUCCGGUCCCAAAGAGUUAGGGUUACCUCUUGUACCUGAGGAUUUGAGUCCAGCACUUGAACCCCAUAUACUUGUUGAAAAUGAACCUGACAUUCAAAUAAAUUCUUGGAUUGGAGAAAGCAUCACUGUUGAUCAUUCAUAUGCUAUUAAGAAUACCUUUCUUGGCUCAAUACAAACUGAAAAAUAUUCUCUUCAUGAGAUAUUCUUGGAAGAUAUACAGACAGAUGAAGAUAAGCUGAACUGUAGUCUUCUGUCCUCAGAGUCCACUUUUAUGCCUGUGGCCUCGGGGUUUUCUCCAGCAUCUCCUACCAUUGAACUAAUACCACAUGGAUUUAACUUGGACCUAAAAGAUGAUGGUGCUGUGAUUGAAUUUGUGAAUGAAAGGAAAGGAUGCUCUGUGGGUAAUGAUGAAGAAGAGACUUGGUGGGCUAUAGAGGAAACUUCAACUGAGGCACAGAAAAAUUGUGGUUCAGCAGAUAUUAGUUACUAUGAUAUUUCCUCUUUAAAAAGAGAAGGAUACAGUGUGUCCAGCCCAGAACUGAGUAAUAAUGAAAUGCUAUCUAAAACCGUUUCAGAAAAAUUCUCCUGCAGAAUUUUAUCUGAGUUAGCUAUGGCUUUGGACCAAGAGACUGAGGCGCUUCAGAAAAUGAAUGAAGCAGCCACCAAACUCCAGGCCUGCUGGAGAGGAUUCUUCACAAGAAACCAUAUCCUCCAAGCAAAAGAAGCACAAUAUGAAAUUCGGCUGAGCAGAAUGCAAGAGCACAUUGUCUGCUUAACUGAUGAGAUACGGAGAUUGAAAAAAGAAAGAGAUGAAGAAUACAAGCAGAAGCUUGUGCAGCAAGAGACUAUCAAAUUCCUUUGGAAUCAGAUAAGAUCCCUACAAAACUGGCAACUUUCCGUGAACGAAUACCUCAGUUCUGACUGGCAAUAUCAUGUUCCUGUAUCAAAUGCUGUUCCAUUCAAGCCUCCAUUAGCCACCCCAAAUCCAGAGGCCUCUUCUGCUGAUCAUUCUGACUGGUUCAUUUCAGACGCCAAAGGUCCCCCCGAGGAAGCCUUCCUGCCCUUUCUAGAUUCUGAUUUUCUUUCCUCCCUUACAGAUCCCUUUCAGGUUUCUCAUGAUUUUGAAAUAAAUUCUACAGAAGAAAAUAAGAAUGCUGCAGUAGAUAGUUUCAUAGAAAAGGUUAGAUUUUAUAAGAAUCCAGAUCCAGAGGAUACUUGUGACAAGCAGGGUGAAUGGAGUAAAGAUAGCUCUAACAGUGAACCUGACAGAAAUCUCUUACUGGAGUAUUUAAUGUCAGUUCAGCAGCUUGAUGAUGCUUCUGAAAUGAUAAGUACCAGUAAUGAAAGGGAAGCUAGUCAGCUUCAUACAGCUUUGCCUCUGGAAAACCCCAAUUCUUUAACAAAUGUUGCUGCUAUAGAUGCAUACCACGACACAGUCACCACCUUGCAAGACGAAAUCAUUUAG